AGUACAUCGCACGUGUCGACGUACUUGUGGUUAUAUAUUACCAGCGCAAUCCCCGGGACUUCAAUUCAAAAUGGCGGACGCUGUGGACAUAGAUUUGUAUGCCGACGACGUGGACCAAGAAUUUAACCAGGAAGCUGAGCAGUACAACAGUGGCUCAGGCCAGGUUGACCUGUAUGAUGACGUCAUCACUACGCCGGCUGAUGGAGCUCCCGUUAGUGAAAGGAGGUUUUCUUCGGGGGAUGCCCGGCCAAAGCCUGCAUCAGCCACAGUUCAAAGGUCACCGUCCACAUCUGUCCCAUCCUACAGCGGCAAGAGGGUGUGCAUGUAUGUGGGCAACUUGACAUGGUGGACCACAGAUCAGGACCUAUCAGACGCCAUUCGUGACCUCGGGGUAAAUGACCUGAUCGAGAUCAAGUUCUUUGAGAAUCGUGCCAACGGCCAAUCCAAGGGCUACUCGGUGGUGCACGUGGGAUCGGAUCCUUCUUACCGGACUGUCAUGAACGGCCUCCCAAAAAAAGAGCUUCACGGUCAGAACCCCGUUGUGACUCCAUGCAACAGGCAGAGCCUCUCACAGUUUGAAAAUGCCUCUCGAAAGGCCCAAGGAGGUCAGAUGUCUGGCGACAGCCGUGCUGGACCGCCAAACGACCGCCGAGGUCCGUACCAGAAUCGCGAUGGUCCGCAGGGGGGACCUCCCCACCAAGGUCCCCCACCCCCAGGCAACCAAGGACCCCCACCGUUCCACGGUCCCAGUGGGCCAGGCCAAGGCCCACCCCCACCCUACGGGCCUGGGGGUGAUAGGUUCCCUGGGCCUGGGGGCCCGGGGGGACCACCACCCCAGGGACAGUUUCCUCCAGGACGUGGCGGUGGGCCACCACCACCCCGUGGUCCCCCACCCCCAGGCCCCCCUGGGCCAGGGUUCCAAGGACCCCCCAGGGGACCCCCUGGCCCUCCAGGCCCCCCUGGACCGGGCAUGCAGAGGCCUCCAAUGGGUGACAGGGGACCCCCUCCACAAGGGGGACCAGGCAUGCACCGUGGCCCACCACCCCCAGGCCCCCCUAUGCCAGGACCACCUCCCAUGGGGCCCUCCCAGGGACCUCCAGGACCUCAUCAUGGCCCACCUGGACCACCAGGCCCGCGAGGCCCCCCCAUGCAUGACCAGAGAGGACCUCCACCACACCCCCAAGGUCCAAUGGGCCACCAGGGGCCCCCACCCCAAGGCCCCCCUCCGCCCCACAUGGGUGGGCCCAGACCCCCACAUGGCGGACCCCCUGGACCACCACCUCAACAGGGGCCUCCUAAUUUUGGAGGACCCCCUAACCAGGGUCCACCUAUGGGACCCAUGCACCAGCAAGGGCCACCCAACCAGGGGCCACCACCUCAGGGGCCACCUCACCACGGUGGACCUCCCCAGUUUGGUGGACCACCACCUCAGCAAGGAGGCCCUCCUAUCCGCGGGCCUCCUCAGGGCCCGCCCCCUCAUAACAUGCAGCAGGGACCUCCACAAGGGCCUCCUCCGCCUCGUCCAGGCCCGCCAAUGCAGGGAGCACCCCCACCCAUGCAAGGUGGACCCCCCAUGCAAGGUGGCCCCCCAAUGCAAGGCGGCCCCCCCAUGCAGGGUGGACCCCCCAUGCAAGGAGGACCCCCCAUGCAAGGAGGACCCCCCAUGCAGGGUGGACCCCCCAUGGGACACGGUCCUUCUAUGGACAACGCCCCACCCAUGCAAGGUGGACCUCAUGGCCCACCUCCCCAGCAGCAACAACAAGGGGUUCCCCCCAUGCAUCCCGGGGGCGCGCCCUCGGGCGGGUUUGGGGCGCCUCCGAUGCAGCAGGGACCCCCUCCUCAGAGCAGUGGUCCUCCGAUGGGUCAGGGUCAACCUCAGGGGCCGUCGCCUCAUGUCAACCCGGCGUUCUUUCAGGGGCAGCAAGGACCUCCGCAGCCUGAAAGACAGAGCUAUGACCAGGGUCCGUCUCGUCAGAGCUUUGAGAGGGAUCAGUACAGAGCCUCAGCAGAACGUAGCCAAGGCUCAGCGCCUCCAGCAGAGAACGGCAACUUCAUACGGAGGCAGGACGGCCCACCGCCGCCUCAGGCUCCUCAGAUGAGCGAGACGGAGUUUGAGGAGAUCAUGAGCCGUAAUCGUACCGUCUCUAGUAGCGCCAUCUCAAGCGCUGUCAUGGAUGCCAGCAAAGCCAAUUACCCCAGUGCCAUCGAGACCUUAGUGACAGCCAUUUCACUCAUCAAGCAGUCCAAGGUCUCCACCGACGACCGGUGUAAGGUCCUGGUCAGUUCACUCCAGGAUUGCCUGCAUGGCAUCGAGUCUAAGUCCUACGGCUCCUCAUCCAGGCGCAAAGAACGGAGCUCACGGGAGCGUGACGAGAGCCGUCACCGCAACCGCGAGUCCAAGAGCUCUCGUCACAAGGAGCGUCGGGAACGAUCACGUAGCCGGGACCGUGAGUAUCGCGAUCGCAGCCGGGAGCGCAGCAGCAACGAUUACUCCUCGUCGACUAGAGAGAGAGGGGACCGAGAAAGGGAGAGGGAUCGUGACCGUGAUCGCGAGUAUCGCCGCCGCUAGGACGUCGCAUCCUGUUAGCGACACUGAGGAAGUAUCUGACAUCAUGAACAAGGAAUUCGUCAUCACUCUAUUUCACAAUUGUAUGUGUAACCUGCUAAAGAAAACGCCCACUGUGUUGGGAAAUCAAACUGUGACUCGUGAACUUAACAUUUAUCAACUGUAGCAUUAGUUAUCUGGUAUGCUUUAUGGGGCAAAUUUUAGAACAAUUUCUUGUGAAUUUUAUUGUGUUCAGUUCUGCACACCCUGUGAAAAGACACAAAAGGGUCUCUGUUUUUGGCUGUGAAAUUUCAAAUGUUGUAAAUGUACAUAGUUUUUAGGCUUUGUCGCAUUUGAUUUUUUUUUGUAUCGGAGGAAAAUUUUCAAAGCUUGGUUGUACAUACUUACCAGACUUUUCAAGAGGCAAAAUUAGCAUGAAGCAAUGUCAUAUGAAAUGUAAAACAAAAACCAAAAAUUGAAAUUUGGAACUUUGGGAACUGGACCUUGGAAAGUUUCGUGGAAUUUUGGACGACCUGGAACAAGGCUUGGAACCACAAGUCGUCUCGGACGUUUGAAUCUCACCCAAGCGAGUUGUUCAAUGUGAGCAGUUGUGUGCAUCAGCAACAUCAUCAGCAAGAGCAACAUCAACAGCAAUAGGAAGAGCAUAGUGUAAAGGUCAGCCAAGUAUCAACCACGUCACCGGAAGACAAGACGGCUCCUGCAAGACGUGUGGAGAGACACACCCUCUAGAGGCACUCGGAAAGAAAACCACCAAUGACGUCAUCAGUCGCCAAAUCUGACAAGACCAGUCUUUCAAACAAGUCCGUAAGAAAUUGAUCUUUUAAAUAUUUUUGUUCUGCAUGCUUAAUAGCUUAACUUCUUUUAUUGUUUGUAUCAUGAAUUCUUGUUCUUAAUUUUAUCACGCGGAAAUGUGGUUUCUAAUUUCAGAAAGUAGCUUGGAAAGAAAAGUUGUAUAUACAUUGUCCACGUAACGACUCACGAAUAUUCACCACAUCGCUGCACAGUAAUGCCAAAAGUUGAUUUGUUAUAUUUGAAAUUGGGUAAAAUGUAAUUGGUUUCUGAUAUACCCAAUCAGACUGUAGCUGCCGUCUUCAAAAAAGUCAUCAUGAGGAGUCAGCCAUUUCUUUAAACCAGUCAUUUACACUUUGACCUUUCGCUUUUUGUUUGUGUUUUCUGAUAUAAUUUUGUGUACAUUUUUAGAAACUGUAAUGGCGUUUUUCUCCGUGCAAAAUUUUGCUCUAACUUAUAUGAAGUGGUCAAUUUGUUUCCACAAGAUGGGUAACUUUCUUCACAUUAAUGACUAAAAAAAACCCCCACAAUAUAUCACCUGAGCUAAGCUGUAAGGUAUGUGGUAUGCAUGUGAUUACCCCAAAUAUCAAAAACUUUUGAUUUUUAUUGGUAUCAAAAAUAAUACUGACAUAAUACAUUUACAUUUACCACAAGAAUGGCCAAAACUUGAUUACAUAAUGGCUGAUGACCAUGCAGUACGUACCUCAAUUUUCGAUUCUCGUUAGAGCAAAAUUUUCAAGGAAAUCCUUUUUAACCGUAAGCGUAUAUUAAUCAGUUCUAGUAAAUGUAGAAUAAAUUGCUUAACUGUUGCCGGUAACUUGAUUGCAA
Molecule: messenger RNA, 4183 nt
Organism: Patiria miniata (bat star)
Lineage: Eukaryota; Metazoa; Echinodermata; Asteroidea; Valvatida; Asterinidae
Product: cleavage and polyadenylation specificity factor subunit 6-like
Exons: 16
Coding region: 71-2569 (832 amino acids)
Biological process (GO): mRNA alternative polyadenylation
Cellular component (GO): mRNA cleavage and polyadenylation specificity factor complex
Molecular function (GO): mRNA binding
Source: RefSeq, a predicted model, not a curated record